GACGCGACCCCGAGGGUAGUCAUGGCGGCUCGGUGCGUGAGGCUGGCGCGGCGCAGCCUCCCGGCUUUGGCGCUGUCGUUCAGGACCCAAGCUCAUAUUGGACAGUUUACAACCACCUGUAAUUCCAGCUCCAGGGCAUCCCUCUUCUGAUCUCCUGGGACACUGCACUCAUGUGGCAUACACUCAUACUGACACACCUAAAAAGGCAUCCACAUUCUUUGGGUGGUGUAUGUGAUGUGAGCACAUUGGGAAGGCCCAAGGUCAACAUCAGGCCUUCUCCUCGCUUGUUGUGCACAGCUACUAAACAAAAGAACAAUGGCCAGAACCUGGAAGAGGACUUGGGGCAUUGUGAGCCAAAGACAGAUCCACCCUCUGCAGACAAGACCCUCCUGGAAGAGAAGGUGAAGCUGGAAGAGCAGCUGAAGGAGACCAUGGAAAAAUACAAACGUGCUUUGGCAGAUACCGAGAAUCUACGGCAGAGAAGCCAGAAGCUGGUAGAAGAGGCCAAGUUAUAUGGCAUCCAGGGUUUCUGCAAGGACUUGCUGGAGGUUGCAGACAUCCUAGAGAAGGCAACCCAGAGUGUUCCAAAGGAGGAGAUCAGCAACAACAACCCUCACCUGAAGAGUCUUUAUGAAGGGCUCGUGAUGACUGAAGUCCAGAUUCAGAAGGUGUUCACAAAAUACGGCUUGCUCAGGCUUGACCCCAUUGGGGCAAAGUUCGACCCUUAUGAACAUGAGGCCUUGUUCCACACCCCUGUGGAGGGGAAAGAACCAGGCACUGUGGCACUAGUUAGUAAGGUGGGCUACAAGCUGCAUGGACGCACUCUGAGGCCAGCUUUGGUGGGGGUGGUGAAGGACGCUUAGCUCUCUCCCUCAAGGCUCUGGACUUUGUAGGUCACUUGCUAGAACUCAAAGGGUGGGCGGACUUGUAAUUUCUCAUCUGUGAACACAUCUGACCCUUGCCCAGCCUUGUUGGAAAUCUUAAGUAAGCUAAGCAGAACAUGAAGCUGCUUGCACACUGUGUCAGAGACUCUGGGAGUCUGGUCAUUGAGUUUAGCAUGACCUACUUCAGAAGAGGGCCAGCAGGGCCUCAGGAGUAGCAUGCUAACAUUGUAUCUGUUCCACCUUGUGAUUAAGUACUUUACACAAAUAAAAGGUCUUUGGCUACAUCUGUGCUGCACAGUCUACCUCUGAGUGCCAAGGCGCUGGUGUCACUCAGGCGGUGGUCCUCCCUGGAAGUGGGGAAGGCCAGAGUGGGAACACUUGUUGCCAGCAAAGCUAAGACCUUCAAGAGCACAUUCCUUCCAAGUACUGGGCUUUCUAUGCCUGCCCUUGCUCUGAAAUGAGAGUCCUGGUGUAUUUAUUAAUGAGCUCCUUGCAUUACAGCUGGGCGGGGUUCAUCAAAACAGGGUUCUAUCUUGACUGUAAAACUGCAUGGCUGGCAUGCUUUAGACAUUUCCACUCAGGAGGUUGUGGUUAAGGGAAUUAAAAAGCUCAUCUUUUAUCUUC
Rattus rattus (black rat) is the source of this 1508-nucleotide messenger RNA. It is a transcript of the gene Grpel1, whose product is annotated as GrpE like 1, mitochondrial. The transcript has 5 exons. The record is from RefSeq and is a predicted model, not a curated record. Lineage: Eukaryota; Metazoa; Chordata; Mammalia; Rodentia; Muridae. Gene Ontology annotation, molecular function: protein homodimerization activity; protein-folding chaperone binding; adenyl-nucleotide exchange factor activity. Gene Ontology annotation, biological process: protein import into mitochondrial matrix; protein folding. Gene Ontology annotation, cellular component: PAM complex, Tim23 associated import motor. The coding region runs from base 171 to 863 and encodes 230 amino acids.